AUGUCGGAGCCACCGGGCAACCACCAUGCUGGCAAGACCAAGGGGUCGGCGGCAAAGGCAUCCCCUUCUGCGAAAAAGCAGUGCACAUACCAUGGCGCCUUCAAGUUCGUUCCAAACUUGGAGAAACUCAAAGACACAGAAAUCCAAGCCAGGUACCCAUCUGACCAUCCUAUCUGGCACAAGGACGACAACGACGAUUAUGAUCGAUCCAUACCAGCCUCGACAUGGCUGAAUAACUCCUACGGUCCUUUGCCUUAUGAGAAACAACAAUUCGGGGAACCCUGGGCCAGGUCAAAAAACAAUAAGACGGGGUUGGACGAGUACAAGGGCGAGUGCGAGGGGAAUAAAGCUCAAGUCGUUGGCUCGCACCGAAUGACGAACAUCAAGACGAGCAACGUCGCCGACAAACUGAUUGUCCCCUAUCUCGCAUUUCCAAGCGGGGCAGCUCUGACCUCAUUUGCCUUUACCGAAGGACUGGAGCUUUUCGGACCCCUUCUGGAGCAUAUUUACGAGGGGGCCAAGAAGGGGAGGUUCCACAUGCAGGACACUGCUGCAGUGAUCAGCCAACGUAACACAACCGACACUUACCUGAUGGAAGUAAUGAAGCGUGUUCGCGACGAUAAGGACUACAUCCCGUUUGUGGUUAACGCGCAUGUUGAGGCGAGCAUGAGGGACAUCUCCCCAGUCAAUGGGUUCGCGGGCCCAGCUACUGGUAUGGCUUUUGUCUACAAAGUGCUGUGCUGGAUGACCCAUGGUCAAGGCUGGAACCCGGACAAUGCUCGCGCCAAAUGGGCAGCGUUCGAUGAACAAGAAGACGUCCGUCCAGAGCAGAAGAUGGCUGCCUAUAUGGUCGACCUCAACAGCAACUAUCGCUUCCGCCGGCACGACGGCUCGGACCCCCUUUCCCCGGAGCGGUAUCUUGAGUUUACAUUGGAGGACUGGAACCGCAGUCUUUUCCUUGUUGCGUGGAUUUUCAAGUGGAUGGACAAGCCAUGGGCGAAAUUGGGCGACAAGAGGGAAGGUACUGUGGACAUUUUGCACUAUCACGCGGCAUCGGAAGCGACGGAGCAGGCCAGGGAGCACCAGGCCAACCUCGACGAAGACCACGAACGCAGGGAAGACAUUUUGAAAGCGUACAACGACAUGAAGAUUAUCGGUAAGCCUGCAGACCUGGCCGAUCGAGAGUUUUCGAAAUUCGUGAAUGAUGUCAUCGCCGCACGAUUUGACACCAAGAGCAAGAAGUUCGAAUACGAGAAGCCCAUGGUCGAAUUGACAAGACAGAUCGAGAGAUUUGACACGUAUGCCGCUAUCACGAACAGCCCGGAGAUGACAGGCAACCUCAACAAGCCCUCAACGUACGAGGAAAUCGAUCUUCACAACAUCACAAAGACCUAG
Molecule: messenger RNA, 1395 nt
Organism: Diaporthe batatas
Lineage: Eukaryota; Fungi; Ascomycota; Sordariomycetes; Diaporthales; Diaporthaceae
Exons: 2
Coding region: 1-1395 (464 amino acids)
Source: RefSeq, a predicted model, not a curated record